This is a messenger RNA of Peniophora sp. CBMAI 1063, 1926 nucleotides long. Lineage: Eukaryota; Fungi; Basidiomycota; Agaricomycetes; Russulales; Peniophoraceae. The record is from the annotation of a GenBank genome assembly.
AUGUAUGCUACUCUAUCCGACAUUCCUCGCCCUGACACCCUCAUAUCUGCGUACGAGGCUCGCUUGGCGCGCAUAUGCGUAGGAAGUAAUGCGGAUUUCCGUGAAACCCCGCCUUCCAGAGCUCGCGAGUUCGACGAUAUCUUGCGGACACUGGAAUUGCUCAUGCUCGACGCUCGAAGUCGGCGGAAUAUGGCUGUUCCGGCCAUCUCUCGUCUACCCGAGGAAGUUAUCACCAUGAUACUCAAGCUGGUGGCUGCGGAGGAUGAACCCCGUCCGCAGAUAGACAAAUCGCUCGUCGAGAAACAUGAAAAUGGAGACCUCACUGAUAGGGUGGCGGACCGUCAACUCUGGGACAAAACCUUCAAUGAAGGCGGGUGUCUCGGUUGGAUACGUUUGACGCACGUCUGUAGAAGCUGGCGUAGCUUGCUCCUCAGUAUAGGUUCGCUCUGGUCAAACGCGCUCGGAAGGUUACCCUUGGCCGAUGAAGAGCUCUUGCAGCGCAUUGGGGAGCACUCGCUUCUCUCCGUCAUGGCCACGGACACUCCCUUUCACCUCCAUCGUCCACAGAUCUUUCGAAAAAUUGCUGCGCUAGAUUUUGUCGGUCGUCUACGCUCUCUGCGAUUAGUAGGCGUCGGCCCGACGCCUUGGUUCAUACAACAUGUCGAGGAACUCCAUGCGAUGAUAUGGGCGAGCCUCGAACUUCUUGAGGUCAACUACGCCGCCGAGCCCUGGACUGAAGACUUGGUUUCCCAUUCAAUCCUCCAAACACCGUCACUCCGUGUAGCGCGCUUCGAAGGCUACCUCAUAUCAUUCGAGUCCAAGUCGCUCAGAGAGCUAUCUUUAAACUUUUUCGUCAGCGGAUCGGCUGGAUUACCGACGGAUGCGUUAUUCGAUAUAUUGCGAAAGAAUGCGGAAACCUUAGAGUGUCUUGAACUCGUCGACCCAUUCGCCCUUGAAUUCGAACAGGAAGCGCCAUCCCUUACUAAACUCUGUCUAUCACGGUUACAGAGGGUUCGACUUGUCCAAAACUUUGCUGAGACUCAGUGCGCUUUCUUCAAGAGCAUCCACUUGAUGCCUUUCGUACAGUUCGACAUUGAGCUGUAUGUGGAGAUUAGUGGGUCUAGGUCUCGCGAGGAUUUCUCAGACGAAGUCAAGCCCCUGCUGGAUGCGAUCGCAGGAUAUAAUCCGGGGAUAAAAUGGGACGGGGCUGCGAUCUUUCCUCCGCCCGAUGGUUAUGACAACGUUCUCUGUUUCCAACUCUACGAUCGCCCGCCUACUCCGACGUCUAUGUCACCGAUCGCAAUGGCUGGCAGCGAGCCCUUCAACCCGGACAAUGCCAAGCUGCAACUUCGAGUCACGAAUGGAGCUGGUUACGAUCCUCGUGAUCAAACUAUCACUUUCACGGGCAUUUCCCAUUUACUCAACCCGGACCAUUUGGUGGCCCUUUCCUUCGGCGGUUUCACCAUGUGGGAAGACACGGAUAUCGCAGAGGCUAUCACUCAGUUCGCAAACCUGCGUAUGUUGCAUAUUAUCGAUCCCCUUGACCACGGGCAGUCGUUAUUCAAUAAUCAAUCUAGGAUUUCCAACAACUUUCCAUUCCUGAGCUUCUCCGGACGUCACGAUCGCGCGAGCAGACCCCUGGUCUCAUCUGCCCUCGCGAAUGACCAUUUUGCACCUUCCUCCGCCCUCGAUAUGCUCUGGCUAGUCCAGAGUGCAGGCAAAAGCAGGUUCUCCUGCUCGACAUGGUGCAAUAUCAUAGCCGACCAAUUGCGACAGACGUUCUGCGACGCCGAGGCGGUUUACGAGGCAAAGCCGAUAAAGGUCCUCCGCAUCAGCUAUCUGGCCGAAGUCCUCGACGGAGACGAAGAUGUGGCGAGGGCCGCUUUCGCGGAAGUUGCUGGCGUGGUGGAAUGGAUGACGGGAUGA